AUGGCAAGCUUUACGCCCCGCAAGAACGAAAACGGCCGACUUUCCAUCCUACCUGAAGAGCUAGUCGAACAGAUUGCCAGUUUACUGGACCCUAGGGGGCUGAGCCUGUGCAAUAUGCGACUGACCUGCGUGCAUCUCUACAAUAAGACUUUACACCGCUUUGGAUGUACGGUUCUUCAUACCAUACGCACCGACCUCAAUGCGUAUGGCCUACAGCGACUUGUCGAGCUAGCGGACGACAGCCGUUUGAGGGAUUAUGUCCAUGUUCUUUUCAUUGCGCAACUUCCAACUGUCCAGAUGGGCACCGGUUUAGCUUGGACAAGAGACGAUUCGGGUGUGAUGAAUGUGGGACAACAACUGGGUGCUCGGUGGUUACGGCGCGCGCUGCUUUCCAUGGUCAACUGCAAGUCAUUUGUAGUUCAGCUCAACUAUGCCUGGGAAAGAGCAAAGGACCUCCCCUUCGGUCCCACCGACAGCAUAACAAUCAUCCUAAGUAUUAUUGCUGAAGCAGGCAUCGCAGUCAAAUCAUUCUCUGUCUUCUCCCAGCCGGGGAUGAACAUAUUCGCCUUCAACAAUGUGGACGGGCGUCGUCUGCACUUGCCGCUCCUAGAAGAACCGGCCUUCAUCAACGCAUGGGCUCACAUCGAAAAGCUCAGGUUUGACCACAACCUGAUCCCGGAUAAAGUCGCACAAUGGGUCGUCAAACUUAUCGCCCUUGCUCCGAACCUCAAAUCGCUGGAGAUCGGCUUCGACUACAGCGUCAAGGCACAGCUUCUCAUGGCCCGUCUCGCGACCGACCCAGGAUCUGAGCUGCGAGAGCUUAGGUUUAUCAACGCCGUUGAAAUGAAAUGUGAUCAUCUUCUUACAUUCCUCCGCUUUUCGCGCCGCACCUUGCGUUCCCUCAAACUUGAGCAUCUCCAACUGGUCAAUGGUAGCUGGAUCGAUCUUCUCGAUGAGCUUCCUCAAUUCUCCUUGCUAGAUGAUCUUACCUUGUCUUGGUUGAGCACAGGCCCGAAAACCAUCCUACAUUUUCCGUCCCUUGAGAAUCCCCUUGCCGAGACCGCGGAAGCGGCGAAUUUCAAGCUAGGCAGUAGACGAUUUCGGGGCUUCCGGAAGAACAUGUCUGUGUCAUAUCACGGGCCUUCUAUGGCAUUGGUGUUGGACGCACUGCUAGAGACAUCUCUAGAGGAUUGA
Messenger RNA from Aspergillus alliaceus, 1194 nucleotides. RefSeq names its product F-box protein. Lineage: Eukaryota; Fungi; Ascomycota; Eurotiomycetes; Eurotiales; Aspergillaceae. The transcript is spliced from 2 exons. Gene Ontology annotation, molecular function: protein binding. The record is from RefSeq and is a predicted model, not a curated record. Bases 1 to 1194 code for a protein of 397 amino acids.